This is a messenger RNA of Pararge aegeria (speckled wood butterfly), 3491 nucleotides long. Its product is annotated as inactive rhomboid protein 1. The record is from RefSeq and is a predicted model, not a curated record. Lineage: Eukaryota; Metazoa; Arthropoda; Insecta; Lepidoptera; Nymphalidae. The transcript is spliced from 11 exons. Gene Ontology annotation, cellular component: endoplasmic reticulum membrane. Bases 370 to 2361 code for a protein of 663 amino acids. Gene Ontology annotation, molecular function: serine-type endopeptidase activity. Gene Ontology annotation, biological process: regulation of epidermal growth factor receptor signaling pathway; regulation of protein secretion.
AGUGCGGGCCUACUGGCUCCACAGCUCACCUGCCAGAGCUCUCCGGGUCCAGUAGCGUCGGCGCCAUCUAUCCCCCCACCUGCAUCACCCCCAAGAAUAGUAUCAGCACCGUCUCAACCUCAACCACCUCCCGAAUCAAUACCACCACCAGCUCAAGAAGACGGUGUGAGAUUACGAAGGGCGCAUACGGUCGCUGUUAGGGAUUAUUUGAAAAGGGAGACGCAAACAUUUUUUGGAGUUCAGAGAGAUAAUGAGCGGGAACAAAGGAGGCUGUGGUUCGAGAGGCGGAGAAGGCAUGCGGCGCGGGCGCUCGGUGACCUUAGGCCUGAUCUGCCGCCCGAUCACCAUCCUGAUGAUGACGAUAUUAGUAUGUACGGAGCAUCGGGUGCGGCGCCAAGAGAGGCGCGGGGGCAAACGAGGGAGCGGCCCGACGUGCUACCAGCGCCGGCGCCGCUCGAGCCUCCUGCGCCUGUACCUCCCCGCCCCGGGAAGGACAGUGUCGCAAGGCUCACUCUCACCGGACUCUCUUAUGUUGUUACUGCCGUUACGAGACGAUCGCGUCAAUCGACGUCAGCGCAGUGGUCGCGUUCGUUUCGCACCGCGGCAAGCAGUUCGCACGAUGUCGUCGAUGUCGACGACGUUUUCUUCGCGCCGCAGGCGUUGACGUCACCCCUAAACCAGCAGCACCAUGACGAUGGUGAUACCGUUGAUGGAACCAAAGGAGCUCGGUCGCCUAUCGGGUCUUCGAAUGUGGAGUAUAGAAGACCAGACAGGAGCGUGUCGUGGGGAGCUGGAGGAAUCCGCAUCCAUACUCCUAUGCUCGAACCUCUAGCAGACAAUUCAAAUAGGAGGCAGUUCGGAAUGGGCGUUGUUGGAAGAUUUUUCAGGCGAUCCCUUCGUAAAUCAGUCACACAUCAAGAAGAAGUAGCUCAACAGUUGGACGAGCUCACAGACUACAGGCCAUACUUCACGUGGUGGGUCAGCACGGUGCAAACGCUGGUGCUUCUCUUGUCUCUGCUGUGCUACGGCUUCGGACCAGUCGGCUUUGGAAGGCAUACGCAUUCCGGACAGGUGCUGGUGAAGAGCCUUAGUUUACAGCAGGUUGAGUGGGAAGAACCAGCGUCGUUUUGGCUGGGACCCAGGGCAGCCGAUCUUAUACAUUUAGGAGCUAAGUUUGCACCAUGCAUGCGGAAGGACGCGAGGAUAGCAAGAGCGAUAGCUGCUUCAGCAAGAAGGGAGAGAGACACGGCGUGCUGCAUACGGAACGAUGAUUCGGGCUGUGUGCAGUCUUCAAAGGCUGACUGUUCGAUUAGAGGAUUAGUAUCAAAGAACACAAUAUCUACGUGGAAGAAGUGGUCUUCUGGCGAAUCUGGUCCAGGUGGUCGAAUAUCGGGUUCAGUCUGUGGAUUGGAUCCUAAAUUUUGCGAAGCGCCGCGGUCGAUAGCACCUCACGAAUGGCCAGAUGAUAUUACAAAAUGGCCGAUCUGUCGCAAGUCAGUUAUAGACGGUUCAGCGGCUGCCGGCCGAGCUGGUCACGCUGCAGAGCAUAUGGCGUGUGAAGUCAUCGGUCAUCCGUGUUGUAUAGGGGUCCAUGGACAGUGCGUCAUCACUACGAGGGAGCACUGCGAUUUUGUUAAGGGUUAUUUUCACGAAGAAGCUUCGUUAUGUUCACAAGUGUCUUGUCUAGAUGACGUCUGCGGAAUGUUACCGUUUAUGCGCCGUCGUCGUCCCGACCAACUUUAUCGAGCCUGGACAUCAUUGUUCGUGCACGCAGGCCUUUUGCAUCUAGCAGCAACAUUAGCACUCCAGUGGCUCUUCAUGAGAGAUCUAGAGAAGAUGGCGGGCCCAGUGAGAAUAGCGUCGAUAUAUCUUGGUAGCGGCGUCGCUGGUAAUAUGGCUUCUUCGCUCUUCGAACCGUAUAGAGCUGAGGUUGGACCAGCAGGUUCUCACUUUGGCUUACUCGCGUGUUUAAUAGUAGAAGUUAUUGGUGCGUGGCCACUGUUGAGGCAUCCGCGACGAGCCCUUUUAAAACUCAUAGGAAUUGCGAUAGCGCUUUUCUUGCUAGGCCUUUUGCCUUGGAUCGACAAUUUCGCCCAUGUGUUCGGAUUCAUAUUUGGAUUCCUGCUCUCUUACGCGUUGCUGCCGUUCAUAACUUUCGGUACAUACGAGAGGCGGAGGAAGAUUGUACUUGUGUGGAUGUGUUUGGUGUCGGCCGCGGCGAUGUUGUGCGGGUUGAUUGCGUUGUUCUAUGCGGCGCCGGCGUACGAGUGUACGGCGUGCGCGUACUUUACGUGUUUGCCGUUCGCGCCGGAUAUGUGCGCGUCUCAGGAUGUGCGGGUGAGGCAGUUGGAUGGCGUAUGACGGCGCGCGGCCCGGGCGCCCCCGCCGCCGCCGCCCCCUCACCCCGCGCACUUCGAGCGCCCCUCGCAAUUUCAGGCCUGCCGCCGCGUAGCACAAGAAUAAAGUCACCACGUAAAAUGCGGGUCGGUAACUAUGCUGGUCGCUAGCAAGCCGGCGUGAUUUGCAAACCAAGGGACUAAGGGUAUUUAACUAGCAGUGGCAUGCUAGUUAGUGUGUCCUGGGCAUGCUUUAAGGCGGGAUGGUGAUAUAGGAUGUAUAGUUCCUACACUAAUACGAGUUGUCAAAUAUGAAAAUGUGAUUAUUUUCUUAAUUUGCAAUCUGUUUAACCAAAGAGUAUUCCAAACAUGCCAAUGGAAUGAUCUUUAUUAUUCUGGUGCGUAAACUUAAAAAAAGAACAUAUUUUUAGGGUAUAAAUUGAGGUUAAUCUGUCUAGAAAUGUUCAUUACUAGCUUGGAGAUUGGAAAAUGUCCAGCUCUGUGUCUCUGAGCUCUGUCAUAAAUAUAAAGACUUUAAAGGGGUUCAAAACCUAUUUUGUGAUACAAUAGGUACGGAACGGUAGUUUUACGUGGUGCAUUGUCUAAUUUUUAACUGUAUUAAAAUGGGGAAAAAAUUUAAAAUUCUAGAUCGUCUGCCUGUUUAUUGUUCAGCUUAGACCAAUAUAAACACGACACAUCUCAACGAGCCCACCUCAUAUCGUUCACGCCCUGCCAUUGUCAUACUCAACGUUCCUUGUAUUACAAAUUGUGAGGCCUGCCUACGACUAGCACCCGCUUUUGACGCGCCGAAGCCUUAAGCCGCAUAUGAUGUUUUGUCUUCAAAACGGCAAGCACUGAGCUCUCGUCGUAUUAUAAUAAUUUUAAGUACAAAUUUACUUCGACUGUUAUCUUUGAAAUUGACAAUUUUGAAAUUGUAAAUUGUGUGUCAAAAUUAGUUGGUUUAAUAUGCGAUGGGUAACGAAAAGCGUAUUUUAAAGUGAGUGCAAAACUGAUUGGUGAAUGCGUCUUGAUAUUUUCACUGCCAUUGUUGUCAUCUUGUGACCUCACUGUAUUAGUAGUGAUCGGAAAAGGUAUAAUUUGGGUUUAGUGACAACAAACAUUAUAUUAAAAGAUAAGACUUGCGCGGCUCAAAAU